Messenger RNA from Coffea eugenioides, 1328 nucleotides. RefSeq names its product lipid phosphate phosphatase 2-like. The transcript has 9 exons. Gene Ontology annotation, molecular function: phosphatidate phosphatase activity. The record is from RefSeq and is a predicted model, not a curated record. Bases 202 to 1149 code for a protein of 315 amino acids. Lineage: Eukaryota; Viridiplantae; Streptophyta; Magnoliopsida; Gentianales; Rubiaceae. Gene Ontology annotation, biological process: phospholipid metabolic process.
GGUCGGGGCAUCAUUGGUGACUUUGCCAGAUAUUUUGGUUUUGCUGUCACCGUCAAAUAUUGUGGCCGAGACAACAUUAAACUUUUUUUUAUAGAAAAGGGCAUUCUAAGACUGGAGUGGGGAAAUUUUCCAUUCAGAGGGGACUGGUUUUCACACCUCUACCAGCCAUUGAUAAGAUACCAGAACCACCAGCAGAGUAGAAUGAGAGAGGCCCAGCUUGGAACACAUACUGUGAGAACUCAUGGGGUUACAUUGGCAAGAAAACAUAUGCAUGACUGGCUUAUACUGAUGCUUCUUGCAGCAAUAGUAGUUAUUCUCAAUGUCAUCAAUCCGUUUUACCGCUAUGUUGGGAAAGAUAUGAUGGCAGAUCUCAAGUAUCCAAUGAAAGAGAACACUGUUCCUGUAUGGGCUGUGCCAGUGUAUGCCAUCCUCUUGCCAAUGGUCGUCUUUCUACUCUUCUAUUUGCGUAGACCAGAUGUCUAUGAUCUUCAUCACGCCAUUCUGGGGCUCUUAUUCUCUGUCCUGGUAACUGGAGUCAUAACAGAUGCCAUAAAAGAUGCCGUUGGCCGCCCUCGACCAGACUUCUUUUGGCGUUGUUUUCCAGAUGGAAAAGAUGUUUAUGAUCAGUGGGGAAAUGUAGAAUGCCACGGGCAGAAAGAUAUCCUUAAGGAUGGACGCAAAAGCUUUCCAAGUGGGCAUACUUCUUGGUCAUUUGCUGGUCUGGGUUUCUUAUCACUGUACUUGUCUGGGAAAAUUCAAGCAUUUGACCGUAGAGGCCACGUUGCAAAGCUUUGCAUUGUUUUCCUUCCCCUGCUUGUUGCAUCUCUUGUUGCCAUUUCAAGGGUAGAUGACUAUAGGCACCACUGGCAGGAUGUGUUUGCUGGAGGUCUCAUAGGUCUCAUAGUGGCCAUGUUCUGCUACUUGCAGUUCUUCCCACCCCCAUAUCAUGUGGACGGUUGGGGGACGUACGCCUACUUUAGGGUUCUGGAGGAAAUACAUGCCAGCACGCAACCAACCAAUGCUCUGAAUGCAGAAGCUCAAGAUGAAAACCACCAAAAUGAAAGCAACAAUGCAUCCAUGGAAAUGUCUUCGACUGCUGAUCCUGGCACAGCAGUUGAAGAUCUAGAAUCUGGUCGGAGAGAAACUUGAGCAUUUUCUCUGUAGUUAUUAGGUUGAAAUUUUUGUUGCUUAGUGGUUUUAAAGCUGGAGGAGUUGAUACAGUCGUGUGUGUGGAAAAAUUUUCCCACUUUCCACCUUGAAUUCUUUUUUUUGUCAGCAACGAUACAUUUGUAUAACUUACUCUAUCCUAAUCUAAGGGGGAGGGGAGC